UAUAUUAUAAUAUAUAUGAUGCAAUAAUUUUAAUUGAAGUGCCUUAAAGUAUUAUCAACAUGACAAAAUACAGUUCAAAUUCCAAUGCAGAUACUUCCUUAGCAGUGGCCACCAUAAAACAGGAGUACAAUUAUGCACAACAGCAAAACAAUAGCAUUUAUGCACAACUACAUCAGUCAGUAUUGACAACAACAACAGGCUCUUCGAGCCAACGUCAACAACACAUCCAACAGCAUCAACAAACCAUGACCCAGCAACAACAAAUUCAACAGCAUCUUCAUCAUCAACAACAACAACAACAGCAACAACAUUUGCAGAACUUUUUUGGUCGUUAUAGUAAUGCCGUCGGUGAUAAUCUGCAUGCCUGUCACUUCAAUAAUUCCAAUUCUACAUCGUCUUCAUCUACUAUUAAUUUUGAAAGUGAUAAAGUCAGCAUGACACCCUCACCCAUUUUCACAGAUUACGAUGAGAAUAGUUUAAGUUCAGAAGAACAUGUUUUAGCACCUUUGGUCUGCUCUUCGGCGCAAUCUUCGAGACCUUGUCUUACAUGGGCUUGUAAGGCAUGCAAAAAGAAAAGUGUUGCUGUAGAUCGACGAAAAGCUGCAACUAUGCGAGAGAGAAGGCGCUUAAGAAAAGUUAAUGAGGCUUUUGAAGUAUUAAAGAGACGUACGUCUUCAAAUCCCAAUCAACGUUUACCUAAAGUUGAGAUCUUGCGUAACGCCAUUGAGUACAUUGAAAGCUUAGAAGAUUUGUUGCAAGAGUCUUCACCUACACGCUCUAUUGACAAUAUUCCGGAUGGUAUUAGUGGGAAGUCAUGUCAGCAAGAAUAUUUGACUUCUUAUACAGGUGCGUAUUUUCGUCAGAAGUUAAAUUUUUACAACAAAGAUUCCAAUAGCUAUACUCCAAUUUCAGAUUUUGACUCUUCCCCGUCUACUAAUGGUUCGAGUUUGGAUUGUUUAAGUUUAAUUGUUCAAAGCAUAAAUAAAAAUACAAAUUUAAAUGUAAAAAAAGUUCCAGCGCAUCAGUUAGCUUGCAACACUAAUUCCAAUACUGUUACCUCCGCAUCAUCUGCUAAUAUUAAAACAGAAACAGCCUCAUCGCAACACUCACCGCAUUCAUUAAACUCAACAUUUAAACAAAAAUGUACAACAUGAAAAAUU
This is a messenger RNA of Teleopsis dalmanni, 1160 nucleotides long. RefSeq names its product myogenic-determination protein (gene nau). The transcript is spliced from 5 exons. Bases 60 to 1154 code for a protein of 364 amino acids. Gene Ontology annotation, molecular function: RNA polymerase II cis-regulatory region sequence-specific DNA binding; DNA-binding transcription factor activity, RNA polymerase II-specific; protein dimerization activity. Lineage: Eukaryota; Metazoa; Arthropoda; Insecta; Diptera; Diopsidae. The record is from RefSeq and is a predicted model, not a curated record. Gene Ontology annotation, biological process: positive regulation of myoblast differentiation; muscle organ development; regulation of transcription by RNA polymerase II.